AUGCACAUGCCGCCGCUCGGCCUCGGCGCCGCAGAGGCCGCCGCCUGGGAGACCCACGCGCAACCUCCUGGCAGCCUCACCCUCUCGCAGUCGCAGGGCCACGACAGCACCUUCCUCGGCUGGAUCAUUGGCGGCGACGCCGACGACGUCGCCAUGCCGGGCGUCAUGGACGACCACCACUCCCACUCGGUUCUUCAUGACCUCGACAACAUACCCUCCUCCUCCUCCUCUUCCUCCGUGCUCCCGCCGUUCCAGCCCCACGUCGUCCACCACAGUUCGCAGGCCGCGUUCCCGCCCUUCGUCACGCCGCCCAAACUGCACCACAACCCCAUGCCCGCGGUGCCAGCGUCUCCUCCCAAGCAGACGCCUCUCGCCGCCGGGCUCCUGAAACCCAAGCCGGAGGCGCCGGGGACCGACGACGCUGCCACGGCGGUGGACCAGCUCGCCGAGGCCGCCAGGCUUGCCGAAGCCGGCGACGUCUUCGGCGCCCGGGAGAUACUGGCGCGGCUCAACUACCUGCUCCCGCCCGCCCACGCCGCCGGCGCGACGGCGACGCCACUGCUCCGCUCCGCCUUCUACUUCAAGGAGGCUCUGCGCGCUGCCCUCUCCACCACAACCACCUCCGCCGACGCCUCCUCGCCGGUGGACGUGCUCCUAAAGCUCGGCGCCUACAAGGCCUUCUCCGAGCUCUGCCCCGUGCUCCAGUUCACGCACUUCACCUGCGUCCAGGCCGUGCUCGACGAGCUCGGCGGCGCCGCCUGCAUCCACGUGCUCGACUUCGACAUCGGCGUAGGCGAGCAGUGGGCGUCGCUCAUGCAGGAGCUGGCGCGCCGCCGCCCGGGCGCCACGCUCAAGGUCACCGCAUUGGUGUCCACGGCGUCGCAGUCGCACCACCCGCUGGAGCUGCAGCUCGUCCACGAGAACCUGUCCAACUUCGCCGCCGACACCCGCGUCCCGUUCCAGCUGGCCUUCUUCAACCUCGACGCCAUGGACCCCUCGGAGCUCCUCGCCAUCACCGCAGGCGACGCGGUCGCCGUCCACCUCCCGGCCGGCUCGGUGCACGCCCCCGCGGUGCCAUCCGUCCUUCACCUCGUCAGGCGCCUUGGCGCCAAGCUUGUCGUCUCCGUGGACCGCAGCUGUGACCGCGGCGAGCUGCUCUUCGCCGCGCACCUGUUCCAGGCGUUCCAGUCCUGCGUCUUCCUGCUCGAGUCCCUGGACGCCGUCGGCACGGCCGCCGACGUCGCCGCCAAGAUCGAGCGCUUCUUGAUCAAACCGAGGAUCGAGAGGUGCGUGGCGGAGAGGUACCGCGCCGCCGCCGCGGGCGACAAGACGCCGCCCUGGCGGGCAAUGCUCGCGUCGGCCGGCUUCGUGCCGGUGCAGGCAAGCAGCUUUGCGGAGGCGCAGGCGGAGUCGCUGCUCAAGAAGGUGCCCGUGCGGGGCUUCCGCGUCGAGAAGCGUGCCGGCUCGCUCGUCCUGCAUUGGCAACGCGGAGAGCUGCUCUCCGUGUCCGCCUGGAGAUGCUAG
Molecule: messenger RNA, 1524 nt
Organism: Miscanthus lutarioriparius
Lineage: Eukaryota; Viridiplantae; Streptophyta; Magnoliopsida; Poales; Poaceae
Source: the annotation of a GenBank genome assembly